AUGUCCUAUUCUCAAUCAGCACUCGAGGCGCCAAUGCUCGGUACCAGUGAAACUUCAACGCCUUCAGCAGCAGCAGCAGCAGCAGCAACAACAACCUCCAGACCCUCAUCUACCGCAUCAAUGGGUAACAGCAACAGAACCUCAACACCCUCCACCACCAAUGGCCUCCCAGCCCCCCAAUCACAGCGUCAAUCCAAACAUACAGGACUUCCAAUUGGAUCAUCCUCAACGCAUGAGCAUCACCCAUCUCACCUGAUGGCUAAUGGAGCCGACAUAGCCGCAACCACAACGGCAUCAAGUACAACGACUGCAAAUAUGGGCCAAUUCGAGAUUAUAGAUCUCUGCUCUGACUCGGACGGUGAAGACGCGAAGGUCCCCCCCAAGAAGAAAGCAAAGCUUGACGAUGGCAUAGCCGCCCCACAACGCGAUUAUGGUAUGGAGAAGUCUUGGAUAGGGGGUAUCAGUAACAGAACGGGUACGGGUACAGGGGAAGAAGUGGUAUGCGGUGUGACGUGGAAGAGAAGUGUUGAUAUGGCAGAGGGCGAGGAAGAUGCCAAAGACGAGCGGCCCGACCAUGCGCCAUCGACAGCGCCGGGAGAGAUGCCUCCGGAGAACAGAAAAGGACAUCUGAUCCAUAACAACAAUCCUACCGGACCGGCUGCAGCAGCAACCUCAAACAACGAGAUCAUCAUCGAAAUCAAGCAUCCCAACCCCUUCGCAGUUGCAACGCAACGCGUGCCCAAGUCAUCUGACACCAUCAACCCUGUGGUCACACGAACCGAGACUGUUCAGACGCAAACCGGGAUGAAGAAGAGGAAGAUGGUUGGGCCGUUCGUCCUCGAAGAUGCCGAUGAUGGCGACGGUGAUGGUGAUGCCACCAUGCGCUCGCCGGGGGAUGAAGGAUACGGCAGCUUCUGUAGCGGGGCUGUGAAGCCUGAUAGCCACGAUGGGGGCAACAUAUUAAGUUCCGGUUCCGGUUCCAGCCACAGCCCACCAGAUGCCAUGGAUGGAUUUGCCAGGCAGUCAAAGGUAGGUGGUGGGAUGGAGCUGUUCCAGCGACGGAGGCAAUUAGAGGACAAGUGCGCGGAGACGAGUCGGAGGAUGAGGGAGGAGGCGCUUAAGAAGAGGAACGCAGAAAUGCAGGAAGCUCAGAAGAGUGGUCUGUCGCAAGGCUUUCUUGAGGAUUCAUUGAACGUGAGACCAAAUGCAGAGUCAUAUCAGUCAGACAUACAGAUUGGAAAGGAGACGAACUCCACCUCUCAAGGAACGUGUUCAGCGCACGAGCGCCAAAGCAACCAAGACGAGUUUGACGACGAUGAUGACGACUUCUUCGCCGAUGACACUUUCUCUUCGGAGAACAUCGAAGCGCAACUCGACCUCGCCCAAGCAUUCGCCAACAACAACGGCAAUCUUCCAUCCCCCAAGGAUCUGACAAGGUCAUACCGGCCCUCCACACUCGUGUCUAGCACGGAGAAAGCUGACCGUGCUGCUGAAGCAGACUCAUCGCCCAGCAACGCACGAGAUCCUCCGCUGCAAGAUUCCACCCAGCAUCCCGAGAGGCAGCUGUUCAAUGGCGGAGCAGGCAAAACAGCCACAUCUGGAAUUGAGCAUUAUUCUCAGGAGCAGGCUGAGAAGUAUUGGGGAAGGGUGAACAAGGAGGAGAGGAGGAAGGAGAAGGAGAAAUGGCCUGAGAAGAUGGAGAUGGGAAGAGGUCAUGAGGAGGUGGUGGCGUCACCUUGCACUGCUACGAAAGUGAUUGGGGGUGCUCCAGGGAAGGACGAGGCUCGUCUUCUGGCUGCGAAGGAGUCUCUCACAACCACGAAGCAGCCGCUGAGAGCUGCUCCGAAUGUCAGCGGGGUGCUCGCUCAAUUAGCGAAAAAUACUCGGGGGACAAAUGAAACAGUCGGGGAGCUUGCCGAUCCUGGAGAGUUCCAUCAAGGGCGAGGAAAUGCUCGGCAUCCCAGUCCAACUGCUCAUGCCCGACAACGCAACCAUCUCACCAUCGACGAGGAGGUCUGGACGAAAGAUGGUACUCUCAGAGAACGGAAGAGGGACAUCGAGAAUCUAAUGAGUUCCUUCACGGAGAUUGCCAGGUGCUGGUGCCUUGUCUUUUACACACUGAGCCCCCACUUCCAAGAGAGUAUGAAAUCACAGGUCCAUGAACUGAAGCGCUAUGCUGGUCCAAUACUGCGUGGCUACACGUUCAGAAAGAAUUCCGGAAGAAGAAUCACCGAGAUCAGAAAGAACGUGGAGCGUCGUAUGGGGAAGGAGAGGGAAGCUGGCCGCCUGAUUGGCAAUGUUACUCAACGCGAGAUCGAUUCAAAGCUGGUCGAGUUAAUGGGGCGGGAGCAUUUCCACCAUGGACAAAGCUUACUCAACAAGGUCCGCGAAGAGUGGGAGGAUCACAAGGUCAACCGAAAACAUACGGGCCAUCGCAAGCGUCCCAACUCCCAGUCUAACAGUAAUGCUUCAGCCAGGUCGAAGCCCAUGGUAGUAUCGAAUAUGCCGUAUACAGGAAUGGAUGCAAGCCGUACAGGAUCAGAAGAAUCCGACCCGUACGAAGGAUUCAAUCUCAAUCCCAAGAAGCGAAUUGCCUGGCAGAGAGAAGACGAGAGACACAAACGAAUGGAGGAAGCACUUGCGAGAUAUGAGAAAGUAGCUGAGCCUGACGGGCGAACCGAAAAUUCGAAAAGAGUCCGUUUUGCUGAACAGUCCGUAUGGGACAACGAAUACGAUCAUACUCAGUCUUCCGAAUCGGAGGAGAGUGAUGAAGAUGAAGAUGGGACGGCGCCCUCAUUCGGCAGAGGAGAAGAUCGUAGGCCGGAAAUUGAGCCGAGAGUAGGAAAUGCAGAGCCCGUCAGAAGGAAUACUGGUGCAAAAGGUCUCUUCUCUCAGCCGCAGAGUGUUGAUGAAAAAGUAACAAGAUCGAGCCAACACACGCCAAGCCGAGCGACGGCCAGAAAGAGCCUUCCUGCCCAAAGUGGAAACAUGAAAUUUACGGGAGAACAGCAGAGUCCUGAGCCAGCAACCAAAAGGGAAGUAGGAGGGAAGUCAGUAGCAAGUUUCAAUCAGUGGGGACCGCAGGAGACUAUGUUGACCAAUGUCAAUUGCUCGGAUAUCGAAGAAAGUCCACAAGACGCAGAUGAGGUUCAAUCCGAGACAGAAGGUUCAUAUACCGACGACGGUGACAUGGCUGACUUGCACAAUGACGUUUAUGGCACUCAAUACGAUAUUGUGGCCGAUUAUGAAGACUUCGACGGCUAUGAGGAUGCCCACUCGGUGCCGCUAGGCAAACAUAUCGAUCCCCGAGCAGCCCACAGACAGAUGACAAGGGUGAUGUUGAAUACCGUUGAAGAUGCAUUGCACAGAGUAAGAGGCACAGGCAGAAUAAUCUGGGACAUCGAGAAUUCUGAAGUUAUGGUGCAUAGCAUUAUUCUACCCACUGGCGGCGAAUGUCGGAUUCGGAAGGUGAAGUCAUGGGUCUCAGCAGCGAAUUGGCCAGGGAAAUAUCGAGCCAGAGCGGUGCCCGUCCCGCAGGUGUACUAUAUCGUGCAUGAGACGAAGAAGACUUCGCUGAGGCCGCCCCCGCCUAACGGAGAAGAGAUCCAAGAUGAGGAGCUUUUCGGGCCAGAGGAUUUCGAAGACCCGCAGGCACUAGUCGAAAAAGAGCAACCGAUGGGGUUUACGAACAGAGAGAGCGCUAAUAGUUCUGCAUUGGAACGCCUGAUCGUAUUCGACAAGAGGCACAAUGGUGCAGAGGGAGCGGAAGAUGCGAAGGAUAUCCUGGAAACAGAAAAUACGACAGAUAUGGCAGAAUACAUGGAGCAAAUCGAGCAUGACAAACUGUGCUUUGAACGAGAAAGAAGGGUCUGGAUAGAGACUGAGGACGGGAGAAAAGGAAAGGAAGAGAUCAAAGUUUGGGUGGAGGAAAUGUUUGUAGAUAUGCACCACGUCUAA
Molecule: messenger RNA, 3957 nt
Organism: Endocarpon pusillum Z07020
Lineage: Eukaryota; Fungi; Ascomycota; Eurotiomycetes; Verrucariales; Verrucariaceae
Exons: 1
Coding region: 1-3957 (1318 amino acids)
Source: RefSeq, a predicted model, not a curated record